GGUGUUUGCUAAAGGCGAGCUAGCAACUUGGACUCCUCGUUUUAUACCACAUUGCAAAGGAAUCCUGAGUUUUCAUCUGGCUUAAUAUGAUAAACACACGUGCACCAAACAUGUCAGCUUGGAAGUGAUUUCAGCAUGAAACGAAGAAACAUAAAGAUGUGAUCUGAGGUUCUGACUGGAAGGGAAAAUCUGCAGCGCAAUAAGCACCUCUUCAGCCAGCUGGUCGGUUCAUGUGCACAGGAGAAGAUCAUGUCGGAUUUCUCGCUGGCAGAUGCCUUAGGAGAUGACAGUUCAAGCCAGGCAAAGAAAGUAGGGAACACCAACCCAUCUGCCCCUGCCAGCAACCCCCCACCUCUUACAAACCCAGGAUGGCCUGGUUCAGCCCCAGGAGCUCCCACACAGCCCUCUGCACCAGUUGACUUUGCCGGUGGAUCAUCUGGCCCAGGGGCUCCAGGCCAGUUCCCGUUUCACUCUGGUCCCGGGGCACCAGGGCAAUACCCAGGACCUCCUUCAGCACCCGGUGGGUUCCCCCCUGGUCCUGGGAUACCAGGACAAUAUCCACCUGCACCAGGAGCUCCAGGGCAGUUCCCCUCCAGUCCUGGAGCACCUGGUCAGUUCCCUGGGCAGUACCCACCUGAAGGAGCUCCAGGACAGCUACCUGGAGGCCCUGUUCCUUACCCAACUGGACCGUUUCCUUCUGGUCCCGGAGCACCCACUGGUCCUUAUCCAAAUGUGCCUUUCCCUGGAAGUCAGCAAGGAGGAGGCAACGGGAUGUACGGACCCGGUGGUCCAGGUGCAUUCCCCCCUCCAGCUGGCCCUGGCUCUUUCCCUGCAUUCCCUGCUGGAGGCUUUCCUCCAAUACCCCCUGGGUCAUGGGGACCACCAAGUGGAGGCUUCCCUCCUGCCCCUGGACCCUUUGGUCCUGGUCCUGGGCCUAUGGGUCCAUAUGGAGGACCUGCUGCUCCAGGAGGCAUGCUGAUGAUGCCACAUGAUCUCCCUCUUCAUGCUGGAAUUAUGCCACGACUUUUAAUCACAGUAGUUGGGGAGCCUGUUCCAGGUGCAAACAGGUUCCAAGUCGACUUCAUGAAAGGCCCGGAUGUCAUCUUUCACUUCAAUCCUCGAUUUAACGAGCAAACAAUUGUCAGAAAUUCCAACCUCGGUGGAUGUUGGGGGCCCGAGGAGAGAGAAGGAGGAUUCCCUUUUGUUCAAGGACGCCGCUUUGAGCUGAAGAUCCUUGUGGAGGAGGACAUGUUCAAAGUGGCGGUGGACGGCACCCACCUGCUGGAGUACGAGCACAGAGUCGGCGGGCUGGAGGAAGUGACCCUGGUGCGAAUAGACGGAGACGUCAUCCUCUACAGCGCAGCCCCGAGCAUGAUCUGAAUCUCAGAGCUACUGAAACACAUGCUGGACAGGAGGAGGCCUAGUUCAAACUUUACCGCUGUAUUUGGAAACCUUUCAAGUACCCUGAUGGGGUUUUUAAAGGCGCAGUAGUGAAGAGAAGUAUGAAGUGCAAUCUUUGCCCAUUUGGAGCUUCUUUGUUUAUAACACAACAGAUGCCAGAUUAAGCCAGGUCUGCAUACCAUAAUCCUUUUCAUUUUUAACUGGCUGACAUUUUAUAGCCACUCACAAUCUAGUAUAUUUUAAGACCUAACAAUAGCAAAGUAAUGAAUGAGAUCAAGUGCGUUCAGAUCCGACAUUUAAAGGAAAUACUAAUUUAUAUCUAAAGAAAGGACUGUAGAUGAAGAGAAAUGUGUCGUGUCCCAGACAUGUUCCACUAAACACUUUCCACUAGUCUGCUGUGUUUUGUUUACAGUACAUGUAUGUUUGUAAGCCUUUGAAAUGCAUGAUAGUGUGCUGCUAAGAAAAUCAGCUUGGUCUCCUUUUCACUGUCUCACUUCAGUGCUGACAAACCACCAAGAGUCACUGGCCCUGUUCACAUACAGGAGGCUAACGAUUAAGUUUCUUUAAAAGUAUUUAUGUUCUGACCUUGAGCUCCUCCUUUCUUCAGUGUUAAUCCUCUAAGUCUGGAGGAAGUUAUGAUUUCAUGUUGAAGUGAUGCUCAAGUGAAAUGUGGGAAAAAUGAGGGAUUUGAUGGGUCUCUUGAUUUUGUUGCCAAAGAUUACAGUGGUACAAUAUUUUGAAAUUGUGUGAUUAAAAAUAAAAAGGGCAACAGAGAAAUGCUGAUUGAUUCAGAAUAUUGUACACUUUUCAUGAGCUGCCUGCCUUUACACACAAUAAACACUAGUUCUCCUGUCCA
Messenger RNA from Scatophagus argus, 2257 nucleotides. RefSeq names its product lectin, galactoside binding soluble 3a (gene lgals3a). The record is from RefSeq and is a predicted model, not a curated record. The transcript is spliced from 7 exons. The coding region runs from base 250 to 1380 and encodes 376 amino acids. Gene Ontology annotation, biological process: neutrophil chemotaxis; positive chemotaxis; monocyte chemotaxis. Lineage: Eukaryota; Metazoa; Chordata; Actinopteri; Scatophagidae. Gene Ontology annotation, cellular component: immunological synapse; nucleus. Gene Ontology annotation, molecular function: IgE binding; carbohydrate binding; laminin binding.